Molecule: messenger RNA, 700 nt
Organism: Pseudogymnoascus verrucosus
Lineage: Eukaryota; Fungi; Ascomycota; Leotiomycetes; Thelebolales; Thelebolaceae
Gene: LSM3
Product: U4/U6-U5 snRNP complex subunit lsm3
Exons: 4
Coding region: 33-329 (98 amino acids)
Biological process (GO): mRNA splicing, via spliceosome; P-body assembly
Cellular component (GO): Lsm1-7-Pat1 complex; P-body; catalytic step 2 spliceosome
Molecular function (GO): RNA binding
Source: RefSeq, a predicted model, not a curated record
AGCUCACAGCUUCAACGAUCGACACAUUCAUAAUGGCUGAUGUUGAUGAAGGUCGCGGGGCUCCUAUUGAUGAGCCCCUUGAUCUUGUACGCCUGUCCUUGGAUGAGAUCGUCUUUGUCAAGCUGAGAGGUGACCGCGAACUGAAGGGCCGUCUCCACGCCUACGAUAGUCAUUGCAACUUGGUGCUUGGAGAUGUAGUAGAAACAGUCUACGUGGUCGACGAGGAUGAUGAAGAUGGAGAGACGUUGAAGACUAUCCACAAGAAGUCGGAGAUGCUUUUCGUACGAGGAGACAGCGUUGUGCUCAUAUCACCACAAGCCUCGUCAUGACCGACCACGACAUUGACCCCGACUGAUAUCCACGGAGAACAACAUAUCUCGAAAUAACUGGAAUAUAAGGGGAUGCACGCGUCUGAUAGGAAAUGGAGACUUGUAGGCCGUUGUUGGAGGACCAGGUGGGCGCAAGGCGUCAAGUCGCGCAGCCACAAACCAACCAACAGAGCAAUAAAAUGCUCAAUGAAUGACCUUUCCAGUCAUAGCCAUACAUAAUCAAAGCAACUUCAGCUCCAAGCUUCGUUCCUAUGUACUCUGUAGUUGAAGACCGUGUUGGCCGUGUGCGUCACCGCCAGCUUCCUAGAGUGUGACUCGAUAAGGCGUUCUCCCCCACUAUAUAGACCACAUAUCCAGCCCAGCUCGGAAGG